This is a messenger RNA of Aspergillus glaucus CBS 516.65, 1630 nucleotides long. Its product is annotated as NAD(P)/FAD-dependent oxidoreductase. Gene Ontology annotation, molecular function: oxidoreductase activity. The transcript has 3 exons. Gene Ontology annotation, cellular component: cytoplasm. The annotation marks the transcript as partial. NCBI's taxonomy places the organism in Eukaryota, Fungi, Ascomycota, Eurotiomycetes, Eurotiales, Aspergillaceae. The record is from RefSeq and is a predicted model, not a curated record.
UAUGUAUAUCUCCACCCCUUCCAUCGCCAACACUGUACACAACACCAACAACAAUAAAAAGAUGCCCCAAGGAAACACCCUCCCCAACCAAACCCCCAGCCUAAGCUACUGGCAACGCACAACACGCCCAUUCCCCCAUCUCCACGCAAACCGCACCACCCCUGUUCCAACCUCGGCUAAAUACGUGGUCAUCGGAUCAGGCAUUGCGGGGGCUCUAACAGUGUUUGAAUUACUCGAGGCUGGCAUUGAUGAGGGAAAAGUUGUUAUUCUCGAGGCAAGAGAGGCGGCUGGUGGUGCUAGUUCGAGGAAUGCGGGGCAUGUGAGACCGGAUGCAUUCCGCGGCUUUACGGCAUAUUCCAAAGUCCACGGUGCCGAGCAAGCGCUGAAAAUCAUCGCCAACGAGCGCCUGGUCUUACAAAAGGUAGACGAGUUCAUCACAAAACACGCUGUGGCAUGCGACUUCCACCACACAACGACAUUCGACGUCUGCAUGACCCCCGACUUCGCAGAGUACGAAGUUGCGAGUUUCAACGCAUAUAAAAACGCAGGCGGUGAUGUAUCCCAUAUCAAAUACUACACUGGCCCAGAAGCGCAGGCGAAAACGAAAGUCCCCGGCGCAGUAGCUGCGUACGAAUGGCCGGCUGGGUCGAGCCAUCCGGCAAAAUUAGCACAGUUUCUUUUGAAUAGCGCGGUGGAGAGAGGUGCGAGGUUGUUUACGUUUUGUCCGGCUAUAGCUAUAGCGCAGUCGUCGAAUGCUGGGUCUGGGUUGUGGGAUGUACAUACGCCCCGGGGAACAGUGAUUACUGAGAAAGUGAUACAUUGUACCAAUGCGCAUGCUGCGUUUUUACUACCCCUGCUGGAUGAUUAUAUCACGCCGAACCGCGCCCAGGCACAUUCGUUGAUCCCGACAGGUGCAUUCACAGGGAGGAAUAUCCUCCAAAACACAUUCUCGCUGCGCUACAGUCUGCAUCAUUUCUACUCCCUGAUCCAGCGACAAGCAGACGGGACGCUUAUCCUGGGCGUGUCGAGGUCGAAUCCUACGCUUAGCAGGGAGACGAUUGAUGGGCAGUUGAGUACGGAUGAUAGCAGGUAUAAUGAGGAGAUUGUGUUGGAUGCAUUGCGUAGUUUUGGGGAGAUUUUUCCGAGCUAUAAUGCAGAGGAUGCAUUGCACGGUGAAGGCCUGGACCAUGCUUGGACGGGGAUUGUUGCGAUGACGGCGGAUUCGGUGCCGUUUGUUGGGGAGGUUGAGGGGUUUCCGGGGCAGUUUGUUUGUGCGGGGUUUAAUGGACAUGGUAUGGCGCGCAUUUUUACAUGUGCACCUGGUGUUGCUAAAUUGGUGCUUGGGGGGGAGUGGGACGACACAGGUCUACCUGAGUGCUUUCAGAUCAGCAAAGAGAGACUCGGUAGACUGUCAUCUCAAGCUGUGCCAUCAGUUUGGUGAUUACUGCGAAGCACAUGAUCACGCACGUUUGUAUAAUAGACUGCCCGUGCGAAGCGUAUAUAUUCAGUAGGACGAAUCAACCACAUCCAUAUGUGCAGAAGUCAAAAACAAACAUGUUGUGGUAUAUACAAGGCAGCGAAAGAACCUUGAGAUCCAAUAUUGGCCAAAAAUACGUAUACACGUAUCCAA